UGCUCAGAAGCAGUCACUCUUGCUUGUGAGGAGGGCCCUGUGAGGUUGCUGCUCAUCUUCCAGCUCUUGCGCUGCUGGCCAGGACACAUACACGGAGACAAUGGGAAACCUCGAGGGACACCUGCUGCCAGGGGUGAUCUUCCUCCUCUACUCACUCUACUACUCACUGCUGGCGUCCUUGGCCUUGCUACGGGGACAGAAGUUUUUCAAGCCCCCUGUACCCCCAAGGGAGAAGAGAGGACACAGGUGGUGGAAGUGGGUACCUGGGGAAGGAGUGGCGAAGGUUGUCCUAAGCUUCAUUGGCAUUAUGGGUGACUUCUACUACCCCCCAGGAGUCAACCGGCUGAAGAUAAUAGACUGGGAGGACCCUCAGCGACCAUUCUUGUUCCCAAAUAGCUGGCAGCAUGUCACCAUGUACACAUUCUUUCUGCUCAGUGGCGUGGUGGACAUUGUGAGCCAGGCAUGCCAGGCACGGCAGAGCAUGAAGCUGGAGCGAGCAGCUGAAGCCCUGGCCUGCUGUACACUGGCACUGCUGAUGGCAUCCCACAUUGAGAACAAGGACGCUCUGGAAAUCCGUGUGCACAUCUUCUUCAUAAUCCCUGCCUUCCUGGUUGGCCUGGUGCUCAUCAUCGAGGUGUGGGUCCCUGACCAGCCCCCACUCUGGUUCCUCAAGUCCUGGAUGGGGCUGGUGUUCAGCACCUGGCUGCUGCAGAUCUGCUUGGUGCUGUAUGUUCCUCCCUCUGGGAAGCCCUGGAGAUCAGAAAAUCAUGUGGACCUCGCCUUCCUCACCAUCUUCUUCUGCUGGCACCUGGUUUUAGGGGCAGCUGUGCUGGCUGCUGUCUAUGGCAUCUGCAGCCUAUGGCAUCAUCGCUGUUCUUCAGGGACAAACGCCUCAGGUGCCAAGUACCAGCCAUGCCCCUCAGGCUACAACAGUGAAGAGCUGGAGAAACUCAGGGCAGGGGCUGAGCUGCUGCAUGAGGGUGUCUAGGUUUAGAAUCUGUGUUUGUUUUCACCUUUUGUAAUGAAAGUUUUGAGGUUGCCCAUUGAGUGCACAGCAUGGGGCCUGCAAUGUGGAUUUCCAUCACAGUAAUCAUCUUCCUUGUUCCUAAAUAAACCAUCAGGCUCCUAGCAGCAAUUUUGCCACCAACUGGAUCUCUCCAGGUCUGUCUCUUUCCUGUCACAUUCCUAUCUCUAACCUGUCUCUUUCCUAUUCACGAUGGUUCCUUGCCAUUUACUUACAUGAAGUGGAAGAAGCAGUGCUUUUCUCUGACAGCUUUGGGGAUCCAAGAGAAGAAAAUGA
Phyllostomus hastatus (greater spear-nosed bat) is the source of this 1300-nucleotide messenger RNA. RefSeq names its product transmembrane epididymal protein 1A-like. The record is from RefSeq and is a predicted model, not a curated record. Lineage: Eukaryota; Metazoa; Chordata; Mammalia; Chiroptera; Phyllostomidae. The transcript has a single exon. Bases 101 to 988 code for a protein of 295 amino acids.